AUUCAGAUCUAAAGAAGGUCAGAGCGCCUGAUGCGGUUGGUUAGUAUAGGGUUCUCUCUUCCCGACCUCUCCACUUUUGCACCUGCACUUGUCAUAGCUGCAUGUUCGCACAGAGACUGCUCACGAGGACAUUCGCAAAGCUGCCAAAGUUUUCACAUCAUUUUCCAUCUAAGGUGGUUUGAUUGACAGGUUGAUUGAUUGACAUGUCGAACCCAGUGAUCAGCCAGCAGCCGGGGGCGGGGGCUUAUGGCACCAACGUGCAGACAGGCGAGUGGAGCACGGGACUUUGCUCCUGCUGCAGCGACUUACCCGUCUGUGCCCUGGGCUGCUUAUGUCCGAUCGCGCUGGGAUGCUACGCGGCGAAUAAGUACGGCGAGAACGCGUGCCUAGCCUGCAUUCCGGGCGGAUUCACUGCCAUGAGGACCCACAUGCGCCUCACAUACGGCAUUCAGGGCACCGUGUGUAAUGACGCAUUGAUGAGCUGGUUCUGCGGAUUCUUUGAGACGUGCCGGAUGGCAAGAGAAAUCCGCAUCCGGAACGGAGAUGUUUAAAUACGCACGCCACACACUUUGAUAUUAUGCCUGAUUUUCAUAUACACUUGUGAUCUUAUUCCGUUGCCGUGACAGCAAAUUGGUCGUGUAAUAGGGAACGUACCGUAUAAAUGUCACUGCACUUGUUUAAAUUAUUAAUCAUAAUCAUUAUUAAAUAUUCCUCAACGAGGAACCUGUUUGAUAAUCCUGCAAUUGUUCUGUAUUAUUGUUUUCCAUUCGUUGCAUUUACAUGAACGAUUAUCGCCUUAAUAAAACAUUAUGCUGGUGUGUUCCUU
Conger conger (European conger) is the source of this 826-nucleotide messenger RNA. Its product is annotated as cornifelin-like. The transcript has 4 exons. Lineage: Eukaryota; Metazoa; Chordata; Actinopteri; Anguilliformes; Congridae. The record is from RefSeq and is a predicted model, not a curated record. Gene Ontology annotation, cellular component: cornified envelope. Bases 204 to 551 code for a protein of 115 amino acids.